AUGCCGCGACGCAGCUCAAGGCUAAGCGCAGCACUGAGCGCAGCUGCGGGGCCGUCAACUUCCACAUCGACAGUGCAGCGUAUGGCUGUUGGAAUCACACCGCCACAACAAUCCGCAAGAAAGGCAACCUCCACCAACGAGACAGCGUCUUGUUUCCGAACGGCUCGAUCGCCUUCCCACGCAUCAGAACCAAACAUUACACCAUACUAUGCUAAGAGCUUGUGCGACCCUUCAAGUCCAUCAUUGGGCGAUGCAUCAAGCAGCUAUCUUGCAGUGCAGUCCUUCUUCACACAACUCGCAAGGCCGACGAUCCAGCAACAAGCGGUUUCACGUAUCACUGCUGCCUCUCCAGCAUCGCAUGCUGGCGUGCUCACUCGAUUGAGGCAUGCGAUUCGGCCUGCCAGUAGCAUCCUACAGCAAGCUCGUGGCUUCCGUGCUGCCCAGAUACCUCGAGCGGACGAUAAAGACCAGUCAAGAUCAGACAAUGCCAAGACACAUGCCGCUCCCACAGAUUCCGCGACGAAGCACGCCAAGCAUCCUGUCUCACAAGCGACUGGAUCUUCUCAUCCCCAUGCAGAGCAUAGUCACGACGCUGUCAAAGCGCCGUCUCCGAGCACAGAGUUGACGAAAGCCGAACGCGCCUAUCAUCAUUUUGCCAAUUAUCCAGCAUCGCUGCGUCGCUUGGCUAUGCGUGCUGUCCCCACAUCCUCCCAGAAUGGUCAGGGCCAACUGUCGAAAGCCAAUGAAGUGCAGCCGCACGAACUCCAGCGCCUCCGGCCGUCGAAAGAGGACUUGCUGCGGUAUGCACAGGGCUUCUGGACUCGACUUCGCAUUCGGUUCAAGUGGUUCACCAUUCGCGGUUUCCGCCGCUUCAAUGCAGACGAUAUUAGCGCCUUUUUCACCCUUGGUGGUUUCACCACGGCCGUCUUUAUCAUUGUCGGCACCACCACGUUUUUCUCACUCAUCUUUGCCGCUCUCAAUGCGCUCAAUUUGCAAGAGUGGAUUGCCAGGAAGAUCGCUGACUAUCUCACUGCCGAGACGGGCGUCACUGUCGUGUUCGAGAGCGCCAUCGUGCCAAAGUGGAAGGAGAGCAAGAUCAGCUUCAAGAAUGUCUUUAUUUCUCGUCGCGCGCAUAGUGACGUCGACUCGUUGCUCGAGGAGAGGAGGCAAAAGGCACGUGACCGCAACCGAGAUCGACCCAACAAGGUCAAGCGGCGUACUGCUCUCACCGCUGGCGAUGGUAUGGCGUGGGAAGGUACACACUACGACGAGGUGGAAGAGGUGGCUCCGCCCAUGAGCGACGAAGCUCGUGGAGAGGAUCUAGCCGAGGACGACACGAUCAACACCAACUACACCAUGUUUGACCUGCAGGUUGACUCGAUCGACGUGACGCUGAGUCUGCAGCGCUGGUUCGAUGGCAAGGGACUCGUUGAGGAUGCCGUUGUUCGUGGUGUUAGAGGAAUCGUCGAUCGACGCAAUGUAUUUUGGGACCCGAACAAACCCUACGAUCCGAAAGCCGCACGACGAGCGCCCCGCCACGGCGACUUUGAGCUGGAGUCGCUGGUGGUGGAAGACUUCCUCGUUACCGUGUACCAACCGAACGACUUCCGGCCGUUCAACUUCAGUAUCUUUAGCGCGCACAUCCCCAAGCUGCGCAAGCAGUGGCUCUUCUACGACCUGCUCAGUGCGGAUUCGAUCACGGGCCAGGUGGACGGAUGUCUGUUCAGCCUGCAUAAGCCACAGAAUAUCAGCCGCACGGUAGAGCAGGAUCGCGAGAUCUCGAAUUCAAAGUGGAAGACCAUGUCGCGCAUGCGGGUGGAUGGUGUGAAUUUCGACCAUAUCCAGAACCAGUCGGAUCUGACAGGUCCCAUCUCGUGGAUUCUGUCGGGCAAGUUCGAUGUGGUGGCGGACAUCAAGUUCCCACGCGAUCUAGAUGACGAGGCUGACAUUAAUACGAUCAUCAUCGAGGUGUUGGACAAUUUGACGGCGGCGCUGUCGGGCGAGUCGAAUCGAGACUGCGACGACGAUCCGAUUCCAGGUCAACAUCGCUUGAGCGGUCCAGCGAUCGAAGCGCCCGUGUCUGCGGUGGGAGCUACAGCCGAGCGAGUGCGCAAGGAGAACGAAGAAGCGCGACGCCAAGGUCGAGAUCCUUCGAGCGCUGGCGUACAAAGGCGAGCUGUGGCGGAUGCGAACGCGACGUCGGACAACAGCACCGAGUCGUCGUCGUCAUCGUCGUUGUCGCCGCAGCUAACGCAAGACGGCGAGAAGACGAAAACGUCGAUCCCACCGCCGACAGUGGUUAUCGACAUGGACGUACGAUUCAAAGACAUCAAAGCGGCGGUUCCUCUGUUCACCAACGACAUCAGCUACCGCACCAACGCCUUUGUGCGUCCGAUUGUCGCGUUUAUGAACGCCAACAAGACGCUCAUCCCGAUUCGGUGUCGCAUCGUCAUGGAUCUGAGCGAGUUCGAUGGCUCACUCGACCUUGCGCAGACGGGCCUGCUGCCCGUGGUUUCUGAGAAGAUCUACGAGGCGUUGGCCAACCACGUGGCUAGUCAGAACGCGUCCACAAAGAGGCUCAAGAAUGUCAGUCUCUGGUCGUUGCAGGUGAGCGCCAAUGCUGCGUUGAAUCUGGUCACACUGCUGAGAAAUACGAUGGCUAGGACAACAGGGACAAACGGCGCAAUCGCGACCAAGCACUCAAAUUGA
Mycosarcoma maydis (corn smut) is the source of this 2709-nucleotide messenger RNA. RefSeq lists its product as uncharacterized. Bases 1 to 2709 code for a protein of 902 amino acids. Gene Ontology annotation, cellular component: mitochondrial inner membrane. Gene Ontology annotation, biological process: mitochondrion inheritance. The record is from RefSeq and is a predicted model, not a curated record. The transcript has a single exon. Lineage: Eukaryota; Fungi; Basidiomycota; Ustilaginomycetes; Ustilaginales.